Molecule: messenger RNA, 2494 nt
Organism: Puntigrus tetrazona (Sumatra barb)
Lineage: Eukaryota; Metazoa; Chordata; Actinopteri; Cypriniformes; Cyprinidae
Gene: rag2
Product: recombination activating gene 2
Exons: 2
Coding region: 637-2229 (530 amino acids)
Biological process (GO): V(D)J recombination
Cellular component (GO): DNA recombinase complex; nucleus
Molecular function (GO): sequence-specific DNA binding; protein binding
Source: RefSeq, a predicted model, not a curated record
GGCUGAUUCGGUGCUGAACAAACAUUACUUAUAAUUAUUAAUGCUGAAAAUGAUUAAGAUUUUUGUGGAAACCUAUGUUUUUUGUUUUGAAUAGAAACUUAACUAAUUUAAUUUCUUUGAAACAGAAAGCUUUUACUGUCGCUUUAAUUUCAUUGAAUGCAGUCUUAAACGAUAAAAGCAUCCUUUUUCGGAAAAACCUUCAAAAUACAAUUAUUAACAGAACAGAUUUCAAUCAAACUACAUAUACAUCGUGUCACUGGUGUUAAUUUGGGAAGAACCAUGGAUUUGCAUUCUUGCAUGAGUAGUAUAAUAUCUUAUGAGAUUUUCGAGAUUUAUCUAUAGCUAAAUAAAGCAUCAGCUGUAAAAGACUAAUAUGAAGUCCAUAUUAAUACACAGACCAAUGAUGCUCCGUGUUUGUGCUUGUUUUCAUUCAAACUUGUGCGCGUUGUGCUCAGACACCUGUUGUUAGCAGCAGUUACAGGCAGUUAACCUCAAGAUGAGCCAGUCAACCUUCACAAACACUGAACCUCUGCCACUGUCACUAAGCCAUUUGCUUUAAUAUCUCAAAUAAAAGUUAGCAGCACCACACAGCUCUCAGUUUUCGGAGUGCAUUGACCAAAGUUCACUGUGUAAAAUAUGUCUCUACAGCCUCUGACUGCUGUGAACUGUGCUGGCCUUGUGCAACCAGGCUCCUCUUUAUUAGAGCUGGAGGGUGACAUUUACCUCUUUGGCCAAAAGGGCUGGCCAAAACGUUCAUGUCCAACUGGCAUAUUUGGUGUGCGCAUAAAAAAUGGAGAACUUAAGCUGCGUGCCAUUUCAUUUUCAAACAACUCUUGUUAUCUCCCUCCUCUCCGAUGUCCAGCGAUAGCUCGUUAUGAGCCCCACAGUGGCAGUCCUGAGUGUUACCUCAUUCACGGUGGCCGAACACCCAACAACGAGCUGUCCUCGAGUCUCUACAUGUUAAGUGUAGACAGCAGAGGAUGUAAUCGCAAAGUCACAUUGUGCUGUCAAGAAAAAGAGCUGGCUGGAGAUGUCCCUAGCGCUCGAUACGGCCACACUCUCAGUGUGAUCCAUAGCCGAGGGAAGACCGCCUGCGUUUUGUUUGGCGGCAGGUCCUACAUGCCCCCCACCGAAAGGACCACGCAAAACUGGAACAGUGUGGUGGACUGUCCACCACAAGUCUUUCUUAUCGGCCUAGAGUUUGGCUGCUGUACGGCCCACACCCUCCCAGAGCUCUCGGAUGGCCAGUCGUUUCACGUAGCUCUUGCGAGAGAGGACUGUGUCUACUUCUUAGGCGGUCACAUCCUCAACACUGAUUGCAGACCACCUCGUUUGAUUCGUCUACAUGUGGAGCUUCUACUAGGAAGCCCUGUCCUCACCUGCACUGUUCUGAAUGAAGGUCUCGCUUUGACCAGUGCCAUAGUUGCUCCUGUUGGCUAUCAUGAGUAUAUAGUUUUGGGCGGCUACCAAUCUGAGACUCAGAAGCGCAUGGAUUGCACAUACAUUGGCCUGGACGAUGUCGGAGUCCACAUGGAGCCUCGUGAACCUCCUCAGUGGACCAGCGAGGUAACCCACAGCCGUACUUGGUUCGGUGGCAGCCUGGGCAAAGGAAGUGCUUUAAUUGCAAUACCCUCAGAAGGAAACCCAGCCCCACCAGAUGCUUACCAUUUCUAUCAAGUGGGCUUCCAGAAGGAACAAGAUGUAGAAGCAUCAACACAGGGAUGCAGCCAGGAGUCCACUGAUUUUGAAGACUCUGCACCUUUGGAAGACUCUGAGGAGCUCUACUUUGGCAGAGAACCUCAUGAGCUGGAAUGUAGCAGUGAUGGGGAGGGUGACACCUACAAUGAGGAAGACGAGGAGGAUGAAUCUCAGACAGGCUAUUGGAUCAAGUGCUGCCUCACCUGCCAGGUGGACCCCAACAUCUGGGAGCCUUACUAUUCUACUGAGCUCACAAGACCUGCCAUGAUUUUCUGCUCCAGAGGUGAAGGUGGACACUGGGUCCAUGCCCAGUGCAUGGAGCUUCCCGAAAGCCUUUUGCUUCGCCUCUCUCAAGACAACAGCAAGUACUUCUGCUUGGAUCAUGGAGGCCCGCCCAAGCAGGAGAUGACUCCACCACGCCAGAUGAUGCCAGUGAAGAAAGUCCCAAUGAAAAUAGCCCAUCGCAAGGCUCCAGUUUCAAUGAAAAUGACCCCUGCUAAGAAGAGCUUUCUGCGACGACUUUUUGACUGAAGUGUCGUUGUUCUGAUGUAUAUUGUGGCUAUGUGUUUGAAUGGAUUUAUAUAUACAGAAAAUUGAAAAGUGAAGGGAAAAAUUGUAUUGUACUAUUGUAGUAUUAAGAAACUAAAAGCAUUUUUAUAAGUCUAAGUUUGUUAUUGCUAAACUGAUGAUUUAUUUCCUCUUUAAAAUAUAAGGGAAAGCUUGUAGUGUUUUUGUUUGUUUGUUUGUUUUUGCAUAAAGAGAAAACAUUUUAAGUACUUGUAUCUUGAAUAUUCUA